This is a messenger RNA of Sus scrofa (pig), 2746 nucleotides long. RefSeq names its product methyltransferase 14, N6-adenosine-methyltransferase non-catalytic subunit (gene METTL14). Gene Ontology annotation, cellular component: nucleus; RNA N6-methyladenosine methyltransferase complex. The record is from RefSeq and is a predicted model, not a curated record. NCBI's taxonomy places the organism in Eukaryota, Metazoa, Chordata, Mammalia, Artiodactyla, Suidae. Gene Ontology annotation, molecular function: mRNA binding. Gene Ontology annotation, biological process: mRNA modification.
CGGUCUGGAGGAGCAAAUUCGGACCGCACCGGAAAUACCUAUUGAGGAAAAGAAUAUUGGGUACCCGCCGCUGGAAGCUGCUGGAGAAUCUUGUGUUCCACACAUUCGGAAGAAAGAUUGGUGGGGGAAUUUAUCUCCUCAUUGCCAAAUUUUCGACGUAGUGGAAAACAAGAGUUGGGCCAUGGACAGCCGCUUGCAGGAGAUCCGGGAACGGCAGAAGUUACGGCGACAGCUUCUCGCGCAGCAGUUGGGAGCCGAAAGUGCUGACAGCAUUGGUGCUGUGUUAAAUAGCAAAGAUGAGCAGAGAGAAAUUGCUGAAACAAGAGAAACUUGCAGGGCUUCUUAUGAUACCUCUACUCCAAAUGCAAAACGUAAGUAUCAAGAUGAAGGAGAGACAGAUGAAGACAAAAUAGAAGAAUACAAGGAUGAAUUAGAAAUGCAACAAGAGGAAGAGAAUUUGCCAUAUGAAGAAGAAAUUUACAAAGAUUCUAGUACUUUUCUUAAGGGAACACAGAGUUUAAAUCCCCAUAAUGAUUACUGCCAACAUUUUGUAGACACUGGACAUAGACCUCAGAAUUUCAUCAGGGAUGUAGGUUUGGCCGACAGAUUUGAAGAAUACCCUAAACUGAGGGAGCUCAUCAGGCUGAAGGAUGAGUUAAUAGCUAAGUCUAACACUCCUCCUAUGUACUUACAAGCAGAUAUAGAAGCCUUUGACAUCAGAGAACUAACACCCAAAUUUGAUGUGAUUCUUCUGGAACCCCCUUUAGAAGAAUAUUACAGAGAGACUGGCAUCACUGCUAAUGAAAAAUGCUGGACUUGGGAUGACAUCAUGAAGUUAGAGAUUGAUGAGAUUGCAGCUCCUCGAUCAUUUAUUUUUCUCUGGUGUGGUUCUGGGGAGGGAUUGGACCUUGGGAGAGUGUGUUUACGCAAGUGGGGUUACAGAAGAUGUGAAGAUAUUUGUUGGAUUAAAACCAAUAAAAACAAUCCUGGGAAGACUAAGACUUUAGAUCCAAAGGCUGUCUUUCAGAGAACAAAGGAACACUGCCUUAUGGGAAUCAAAGGAACUGUUAAGCGUAGCACAGACGGGGACUUCAUUCAUGCUAAUGUUGACAUUGACUUGAUUAUCACAGAAGAACCUGAAAUUGGCAAUAUAGAAAAGCCUGUAGAAAUUUUUCAUAUAAUUGAACAUUUUUGUCUUGGUAGAAGACGCCUUCAUCUAUUUGGACGAGAUAGUACAAUUCGACCAGGCUGGCUGACAGUUGGACCAACUCUUACAAAUAGCAACUAUAAUGCAGAAACAUAUGCAUCCUACUUCAGUGCCCCAAAUUCCUACUUAACUGGAUGUACAGAAGAAAUUGAGAGACUACGACCAAAAUCACCUCCUCCCAAAUCUAAAUCUGAUCGGGGAGGUGGAGCUCCCAGAGGAGGAGGAAGAGGUGGAACUUCUGCUGGCCGUGGGCGGGAAAGAAAUCGAUCUAACUUCAGAGGAGAAAGAGGUGGUUUCAGAGGAGGCCGUGGAGGAGCACACAGAGGUGGCUUUCCACCUCGAUAGUUUUCUAGGAUAAUGAUCCUAUUUAUGCCCCGUACCUUCUUUAUUAUAGUUUGUAUUUCAUGUAGGAGACACUGUUUAGAACUCUUUUCCAGCUUGCACAUUGCCUUAGUUUCUCAAAGCUGCAGGAAUAUCCUAGCUAAUCUCCUUUGCAUUUGUCACUGUCUAGUUUUGUCCAGGAUAAACGAGUCAUCCUGUCCUGUCUUUUGUCAUGUUCCCAUAACCGAACAGAAUGCAACAACACAGAUACCUUCACUUUCAGAGGCUGAGUUUAUUCUGAUAGAUUUCAGCUAAUUACCGAAGCUUUUGCUUUUCAGAAAUGCAGUGAGCGGUGAAAAAGACCCAAUCUGGAGGAUCAUACGAGUGCUGACAGUAGUUAAUAAUGGGCAUCCUGCCACUGCUAUCACAGCAAAUGGGAAGCUAUUUGGGAGCCUUGAUGGAAGGAGCUGGGACAGAUGGUAAACUUCUGUUAGGGUUUUAAAAUAUUCUUGAUGAAACAAUAAAAAGAGGCUUCUUUUUUCUUUCUUUAUAAAAAAAUUUAAAUAAAUUCAUAUUAUUUGACUACAGAAGAAAUUGAGAGAUUUGGGAUAAAAUCACCUCCUCCAGUCUGAUCAAGGAGGUGAAGCUCCCAGGGGUGGGCAGGGAAGAGGUAGGAGCUAAAGGGCAGACUUUAAAAAGCAAAAAAAAUGCUCCUUAUAAACUCAGAUGACUGUAGAUGACUCUUGGUCAUACUUCCUAAGAAGCAAAUGAAGACAAAUAUCCAAGUGUUAACCUUUGGUCUGGAGUUGAGCUUGGAUUGACUUUGAAAGCAUUUUCAUAUUCCUUAGCAAAAUAAAAGAAUUGGGAGCAACAGAGACACCUGGUUAUCAGGUACUUGGUUUGAACAUUUUGGAGAAUAAAGUACUCGGUAAUGGGGAAAUGACAUACAUCUUUAAACUUGUUAUGAAGAAAGCAUGUAAAAGCAAUUAUGGAAAACCCUCCACUUAGGAAGACAGCUUGGAAAUGGAACUGCAAUUGCCUUUUAAGGGACUGGUUUUGCAGAUAAGUUAGUUUUGUAAGAUUUUAGGCUGUCAUUUCACUUUCUGUACUGUAACCCCUGUUUUAAAUGAAUUUGCUGUAUGAAAUAAUACCAUUAUUGAUAAAUGUAUUUUUAUUUUGUGUAUGUUUUUUUCUAAUGAAACUUUAAAACCUUUGAAA